AUCUUUCUGCUACGUUGCAUGCACGUUGAAUGAUACACAAUCAAUAUACUGAACUCUACAGACCGUAGUUCUCGUGAUGUGACACAUGUGAAUAUUUAUAUACAUCUAUAAUUACUAUCAGAUUUCAAUACGAAAGAAACAGAUAAAGUUAGCUUUCUAUCUUUUUAGUUAUGUAGGUUUAUGUUAGGUUAGGUUAGGUUAGGUUUAUACACAUCUGAUAUGUGUAGCAUUCAGUAAUUUAAUCCGAAAUAUCCUGAACUGGAGGUGGAAGGUAUUGACGUUUGGUAUGUAUAGUGGAACAUAAAUAAAUACUGUAACAUCGACAGGAAUUGCUGGUGUGUAAUAUGUAUGGGUAAAAAAAAUAUCUCUAUUGAAGGAGAUCAAAGCAGUGACAUAAGCAUGACGCGAACGGACAGGAAAAGACAUCGCAAUGUUGAAGAGGAAUCAAGUGAAUUUAUGCCAUUAAGUAAACGAAUUAACAAUCUUCAUAUUAAUGGUUUAUCUUGCGGCCUGCGAGAGAGCAUGGUGGAAAGUGCAGUGGAGAGCAUGGAGACGGAUUGGGAAAGUGGACAUUUUAUAUCGUCUCCGAGCUGCUCAGAGGUGUCUCAGAACUCAUCUCCUCGAGAUAAUUGUGGUUCCAGCCAAAGUAAUUUCACCAUUGAUUACAGACCAGAUUUAGAUGCAACGGAAAAUCCAUUUUAUUAUGAGAGCAAUAAGUUGCUCUUUUCCUUAUAUAUGGAGCGUAUGCAGAGGAGUCAAAUCUGUAUUGAUAAAUGUACACAUUAUCCAUUCUGUUCUAACUACAAAGCUUCCUCUUAAAGUUUCGCUUCUUUCUCUAUACUUCUAUAUGAUCUAUUUUAACAGCGUUUAAUUUUUCUUAUUAUUAACUAUGCAAAUAAUAAAAUACUAUUGGUGAAUAAUAUAAUAGAUAAAAUUUUUGUAAGAGAUAGCAAUGCAAACACAAUCCAAUAAUGUUCGUCUAGAUAAUUAAGCAUUUUUUAAUGGUGUAUAAAAUUUCUAUAUAAAUGAGACUAUGAAUUACAUAACAUUGUAAAAAAUACAGU
Messenger RNA from Linepithema humile (Argentine ant), 1064 nucleotides. NCBI's taxonomy places the organism in Eukaryota, Metazoa, Arthropoda, Insecta, Hymenoptera, Formicidae. The record is from RefSeq and is a predicted model, not a curated record.